Molecule: messenger RNA, 844 nt
Organism: Trachemys scripta elegans
Lineage: Eukaryota; Metazoa; Chordata; Testudines; Emydidae
Product: general transcription factor II-I repeat domain-containing protein 2-like
Exons: 2
Coding region: 239-802 (187 amino acids)
Source: RefSeq, a predicted model, not a curated record
CGAGUGCAAUGACUUCAUCUACCAUACAGAAAUGAGGUGAUUGAGUCGAGGAAGAGUGCUCCAGCGUUUCGUUGCUUUGAAAGAGGAGGUAGCAAAAUUCCUAGAAAAUGGGCCAAUAAAAUUCCCAGAGCUUGAAAAUGAGUCCUGGAAUCAAGAUCUCUUUUUCUUUUGUGAUAUUACAGCACACCUGAAUGAUCUCAACAUUCAACUUCAGGGAAAAAAUCAACUUAUAUUUCAAAUGUGUGCAGCAGUGAAAGCUUUCAAAAUGAAAUUGAAACUUUUCAGAAGUCAGCUGUCAAAAGGUGAAAUGUGUCACUUUCCCACUUGUGCACAGUGUAUCCCUCAGCACAAACACGCCGAGUUAGGAGAAAAAUACGCAAAGCACAUCAUUCUUUUGACUGAAGAAUUUGACAGAAGACUUACUUUGUCUAAAGAAGAAGACGUCCAGUUGAAGCUGAUUGAAGAUCCCUUUUCUGUGGAUCCGGAGGAAGUGCCACUAGAUUUGCAGUUGGAGGUUAUUGAACUUCAGUGUUCGGCAGUUUACCGAAAUAAGCACAGAGAAAGCAGCUUGCAGGACUUCUACAAAAGUCUGGACAAUGAAGUUGCACUGAAAACGUUCAGCAUUUUUGGACGCACUUACAUAUGUGAACAAACAUUUUCCAUCAUGAACAUGAAUAAAAACAAGCAACGUUCUUCUCUGACUGACGACCAUUUGGAAGAUAUUAUGAAAAUAUCCACUUCAAAUAUGACCCCCGAAUGCGACAAGCUUGUUGCCGAAAAGAGAUGUAAUAUUUCUCAUUAAAUUUGCAAGGUAAUUAUGAAAAGUACAAAUGUUUUCUUUCAA